AUGCCGCCGAGCGCGGAGGCUCGAAGGAAGGCGCUGGAUGAUUUCUUUGAGAGCGCACGCGAGGACGAUGUGGAGACCUUAGACGCGGUGCUCGGGAACGAUUCAGUGAAAGUUGACGAUCGAGAUCGUCAUGGACACGCGGCGACGCAUCACGCGGCGGCGCUUGGGAGUGAACGCGCGCUAAAGUCGUUGAUCAUGAGGAAAGGCGCGGAUGCGGACGCCGAGGACGACGACGGACGAACUGCGCUGCAUCAUGCGGCGGCGAACGGCAGAGACGCGUGCGUGAGAUGUUUGAUCGACGAGUGCGAGGCGUGGAUCGAUGUGUGCGAUGGGCGGGACGAGACCCCGCUGAUAGCGGCGUGCAGGCAAGGGGACGCGACGACGGUGGAGACGCUAUUGGCGCGAGGAGCGGAGACAAACGCGAGAAACGUCGAUGGGUGCGACGCGUUCGUGGAGGCGGUGUGCGUUCGUGGAGACGUUGAAAUCGGGAAAUUGUUGAUCAAGGCUGGGGUCGAUCCGAAACGGGCGCGCGUGCGAUGUGGGGCGGGCGGAGCAAACGUGUCGCGUUCAGCGCUCAACGUUGCGUGCGCUCUCGGACGGUACGGCGCAGUGAAAUUUUUGAUCGAUGAAUGUGGGCUCGAAGCCAGUGGAUCCGACUGCGCAGAUAUUGAUUACAUGACGCCACUCAUGUCUGCGGCGAUGAUGGGCGAGGGGGACGUUGUUGAGUACCUUCUCUUGAGCGGCGCGGCGGCGACAGCACAUUUGACAAGCGAGGACGGGUUGACUGCAGCGGAUAUGUUACCCGACAACUCCGAACUUCAUGAAGUGAAGCGCAAACUCCAAAAUUCGGCUGCAAAAGCGAUGCAAUCGCCCAGAGCUCGGAGUUUCAUCGCCGCGCCUCGCGAUGACGUGCCAAGGAAAUGGUCGACAGGCAAAAACGGAGGCGGCUCGCGCGCUGAUCCGUUGGAGGUUCGCAUGCGUUCCUGGAUUCAGGCGGGCGUCGAUAAAUACGAAGGCGUGCCGCGAAACGUUCGCGAAACACUGGAAAAGCACGCGGUUCUAACGAAAGAAAUAGAACUGCGUUCUUUCCUCCUAGGACUGAUCGAGGACGACCAGUUUCAAGAGGACAUGCAAGAUCCAAGCGUGCGCGGCGCUGUGGAUGACGUCAUCAAUGACUUUCACAACGUGACCAAAUAUCGCGACAAUGCGAGAAUCAUGCACGUGCUCACUAAGUUUCGCCAUGUUCAGCGUUUCUGUAAAGAUCGUGGAGAGAAAAUAACGUUUGAUGACAUUUUGGCGCCAGAUGAAGCAAAACUGGAGCGGCAUCGAGAGCGUUUAUCAGAACUCAAAGCGGCUGCGGGGGUUCUCUGGGACGACGCGUUGUUGGCGUUGAAAAUAUUCACGACUGGGGAAGAUAUGGAGGCAUUAGCCAAGUCUUCUUUCCCCGUCAUGAGUACUUGGAAGCGCACCAAGCUGCUGUUCUCCGAUAUGCUUGAGAGCCAAGGCGUACACGCCUUCGUCAGCUUGUCAAUCUUUGCAAUCGCUCUGUACUACUAUUGGGCUCUCGGGGGAUUUCGGCGCAAACAAUGGGAAAACAUCGCCGUCACCUAA
Ostreococcus tauri is the source of this 1611-nucleotide messenger RNA. Its product is annotated as Ankyrin repeat. Lineage: Eukaryota; Viridiplantae; Chlorophyta; Mamiellophyceae; Mamiellales; Bathycoccaceae. The coding region runs from base 1 to 1611 and encodes 536 amino acids. The transcript has a single exon. Gene Ontology annotation, molecular function: protein binding. The record is from RefSeq and is a predicted model, not a curated record.